Messenger RNA from Salmo salar (Atlantic salmon), 1860 nucleotides. RefSeq names its product NHP2 ribonucleoprotein homolog (yeast) (gene nhp2). Lineage: Eukaryota; Metazoa; Chordata; Actinopteri; Salmoniformes; Salmonidae. Gene Ontology annotation, molecular function: RNA binding. Gene Ontology annotation, cellular component: nucleolus. The record is from RefSeq and is a predicted model, not a curated record.
UACUACGUUUUUCUGACCUGUUUCACAGCGCUGCACUGGCAACACGUGUGUAGCUUUUUUCGCACUUGCAACGUAGCACGCUGCAAACUAACUAAAACGGCAAGUAACUUCUGCGUUAUCUCUCAGAAACAUGACCAAGGUAAAGAAGGAAAAAGGCAUCAAGGAGGAGGAGGCUGGAGUGACCGAGACUGUAGUUACAGAGAAGUCGUAUCAAGAGUUGAUUGCAAACAUCAACCCAAUCGCUAAUCCACUGGCCACUAAGAAGCUAAGCAAGAAGCUCUACAAAUGUGUCAAAAAAGCAUCUAAACUCAAACAAAUUCGCCGCGGAGUGAAAGAAGUUCAGAAGUUCAUUAACAAAGGAGAAACUGGGAUUGUGGUGUUGGCUGGAGAUACUCUUCCAAUCGAUGUUUACUGCCAUCUACCAGUCAUGUGUGAGGACAGGAGUCUGCCAUAUGCCUAUAUUCCCUCCAAAGUGGACCUUGGUUCGUCUGCAGGCUCAAAGCGGCCCACCUGCGUCAUCAUGAUCAAAUCUCAUGAGGACUAUAAGGAGGCGUAUGAUGAGUGUUUCGAAGAGGUCUCUGCCCUUCCCAAACCCCUCUGAACCUGUUCUCUGGCUAGCAGACUCAAAUUCUCUGAGAAUGUCUGGCUGUGGGCAGAAUCUAUUGGGGGGGUGAAAUGAACUGACUGUAACACCAGAGCCAAGCUACAGGGUGGUGUGGUAUUUCAGUCUCAGUAUACAUCGAUACCCCAGCAGUUAUCCCCAGCCCCCCCCCCAAUGUUCUGUUUGUUUUGGUUAUUAAAUGUAAACGGGGCCUGUGAAGGUUGACACAGCAUUCUUUGCAUUUUACAUUUUAGUCAUUUAGCAGACGCUCUUAUCCAGAGCGACUUACAGUAGUGAAUGCAUACAUUUCAUACAUUUUUUCCCCCAUACUGGUCCCCCGUGGGAAUCGAACCCACAACCCUGGCGUCGCAAACACCAUGCUCUACCAACUGAGCCACACGAGACCACAUUUUAAAUUGGUGCUGACUUGAAACAGGACAUGAUAACUUUAAUUUCCUCGUUUGGUGGCAUCCAUGCUUUGUCUACAGCCAGAUAUGAAUAUGCCUACCAAGUGCAUUCAGUUUUUGUAUUGUAUUAUGUGCUUUCAUAACGUGUGUUAUUUCAAUGUCACACCUGCUAUCGGUUGCACUGCUAUAAAACAUACAUUUUGGUAUGAAAAAUAAAUCUGCACACUGAUUUUAUGAGUUGAUAAGCCUUGUUGUGUUUGAAUGGUCAGGACUCGGGUUAGAUAACAGAUCAUGUGCUUAUCUUUAGUGUUUUGUUGGCGUAAACAGCCAGUUCUAAUUGAGUGACCAUAGGGGACUACAUGAUUCCUGCGCAGUUAAACAAAUCAUUUUUUGCAGUCUCAUUCUGAUGGGUUUGAUCAUUGCAGUUGUAAACGAAUGUAUCACUUAUGGGGCGGCAGGUAGCCUAGUGGUUGGACUAGUAACCGAAAAGUUACAAGAUCAAAUUCCUGAGCUGACGAGGUAAAAAUCUGUCGUUCUGCCCCUGAACAAGGCAGUUAACCCACUGUUCCUAGGGUGUCAUCAAAAAAUAAGAAUUUGUUCUUAACUGACUUGCCUGGUUAAAUAAAGGUCAAAUUAAAAAUAUCGUAACUCGUACUUUUACAUUUGGUCAGUAAAUCCCUCCCCGGAUUCAUCAUUUUGUCUUAGUUCUAGCUUGUCAUGUUUUUAUUUUGUCACAGGCAUCUGGCAUAUUGACAUUUCCCUUUGCAUAGGUUCUUCAUACUCUGUUUGAGGAAGGUGUGUUGCCAGGUGAUACGAUACUGUCUUGAUGCAAUAAAUGCACCUGUUUUUUUG